AUGGCCCAAAUCUAUUCUCGCCCUUGCCUUCUCGGCCUCGCUCCCAAUUUUGUUUUCCUAUUUUUUUGAAUCCUUCCAUUUUUUAUGCUUUUCUCGCCGGCAGAGAGAUCAGAGAAAGCGAGGCGGCGAAGAAGGGUUGGAUCCGAUCCAACAACCCCUAAGGCGAGUAAGAAGUCUUUCAGUGUGGUUCGCUGUAGGCAGGAGAAGAGUAGAAGAUGUCGACGGAGGAGGAGAAGUUGUUGAAGGAGGCGAAGAAGCUUCCUUGGGAUGAGCGACUGUUUCACAAGAACUGGAAAGUCAGAAACGAGGCCAACAUUGACGUUGCUGCUGUCUGCGACUCCAUUACGGAUCCCAGGGAUCCCCGUCUUAGAGAGUUUGGUCCAUUGUUUAAGAAGACAUUGGCAGACUCGAAUGCACCGGUACAGGAGAAGGCUUUGGAUGCCUUAAUUGCAUUUUUGAAGGCUGCCGAUGCUGAUGCAGGAAGGCAUGCAAAGGAAGUCUGUGAUGCCAUUGUGGCUAAAUGCCUUACAGGGCGGCCCAAGACUGUGGAGAAAGCUCAAUUAGCUUUUUUAUUGUGGGUUGAGUUGGAGGCAGCAGAGGCUUUUUUGGAAGCUAUGGAGAAAGCAAUAAAAAAUAAAGUAUCAAAAGCAGUUGUGCCUGCUAUUGAUGUCAUGUUUCAAGCUCUCAGUGAGUUUGGUGCUAAAGUUGUUCCCCCAAAAAAGAUUCUAAAAAUGCUGCCCGAGCUAUUUGAUCACCAAGAUCAAAAUGUACGUGCAUCUUCUAAGGGCUUGACAGUUGAGUUAUGUCGUUGGAUUGGGAAAGAACCAGUGAAAUCUAUUCUUUUUGAGAAAAUGCGUGAUACUAUGAAAAAAGAACUAGAGGCAGAACUUGCUAAUGUUAUAGGAACGGCUAAGCCAACUCGUAAAAUAAGAUCCGAGCAAGAUAAGGAGCCUGAACAGGAAACUGUUACUGAAAUUACGGGCACGGGUGCUUCUGAUGAAUCAGUAGCUGACGUCCCUCAGGAAAUAGAUGAGUAUGAGCUUGUUGAUCCAGUUGAUAUUUUGACUCCGUUGGAAAAAUCUGGAUUUUGGGAUGGAGUGAAAGCCACAAAGUGGUCUGAAAGAAGGGAUGCCGUGGCAGAACUUACAAAGUUAGCCUCAACAAAAAGAAUUGCUCCUGGUGAUUUUGCUGAAAUUUGCAGGACCCUUAAGAAGCUUGCUACUGAUGUGAACCUAGCUGUUUCCGUAGAGGCCAUUCAAGCAAUUGGAAAUCUAGCUCGUGGUUUGAGAACUCAUUUUACUGGGAGUUCACGCAUCUUAUUGCCUGUCUUAUUGGAAAAGUUGAAGGAGAAGAAACCAACUUUGACAGACGCUCUUAGCCAGACUCUUCAAGCUAUGCACAAGGCUGGAUGUCUUACACUUCCUGAUGUAAUUGAAGAUGUUAAGGGGGCAGUGAAAAAUAAAGUUCCUCUUGUGCGUUCGUUAACUUUGAACUGGGUGACCUUUUGUAUAGAGACAAAUAAUAAAGCAGCCGUGCUCAAGUUACAUAAAGACUACGUUCCUAUUUGCAUGGAUUGUCUGAAUGAUGGUACACCAGAAGUCCGAGAUGCAUCUUUUUCUGCUUUAGCGGCUAUAGCGAAGAUGGUUGGCAUGCGACCAUUAGAAAGGUCAUUAGAAAAAUUAGAUGAAGUGAGGAAAAAGAAACUUUCGGAAAUGAUUGGUGAUGGUACAUCUCUCAUGAAUACGGGAUCAGCUCCAAUAUCGGCUUCAAGUUGUAAUGUGUCUGGUCCUGAGGGCACUGACAGCUCAUUUGUAAGGAGAUCUGCAGCAAGCAUGCUUAGUGGAAAGAGGCCAGUCCAGGCAAUGGUAGUGUCUAUUGCUAAAAAAGGUGGGACCACAAAAGCUGGAUUAGUAAAGAAGUCUGAUGGGGUUGCCCCAUCUAAAGUUUCAAUGUCAAUUGAGGCUGAAGAUGUUGAGCCAGGAGAGAUGUCUCUAGAAGAAAUUGAGCAAAGAUUGUGUUCCCUUAUAAAUGCUGAGACUAUCUCGCAAUUAAAAAGUAGUGUUUGGAAGGAGCGCCUAGAAGCAAUUGGUUUGCUGAAACAGGAGGUUGAAAACAUCGGAGAACUUGAUUCUACUGCUGAGUUGUUGAUUCGUCUAUUAUGUGCUGUUCCUGGUUGGGCUGAAAAAAAUGUGCAGGUCCAGCAACAGGUCAUUGAGGUGAUCACAUAUGUGGCUUCAACAGUGAAGCGUUUCCCAAAAAAAUGUGUGGUGCUUUGCCUACCAGGCAUAAGUGAAAGGGUGGCGGAUAUCAAAACUCGUGCCCAUGGAAUGAAAUGCCUUACUACUUUUUCUGAGGCUGUUGGUCCAGGGUUUAUUUUUGAUAGACUUUACAAAAUUUUAAAAGAGCACAAAAACCCUAAGGUUCUCAGCGAGGGUUUAUUGUGGAUGGUCUCAGCAUUGGAAGAUUUUGGUAUUUCCCAUAUAAAGUUGAAGGAUCUAAUUGAUUUCUGCAAAGAGACUGGGUUGCAAUCUAGUGCAGCUGCAACAAGAAACUCUACUAUCAAGCUUAUAGGCGUGCUGCAUAGAUUUGUUGGUCCAGAUAUUAAAGGAUUUUUAUCUGAUGUCAAACCCGCACUUCUAAGUACCCUUGAGGCAGAGUGUGAAAAGAACCCAUAUGAGGGCGCUGCUGCAGCACCAAAGAAAGUAAUUAAAAUUUCGGAUUCUAUAUCAUCAAUGCCCGUUGGAUUUGAUGGCUUGCCACGAGAAGACAUUAGCGCGAAGAUAACACCUAAUCUUCUUAAAAAUCUCAGUAGCUCUGACUGGAAGGUUCGUCUGGAAUCUAUUGAUUCAAUCAACAAAAUACUUGAAGAAGCCCAUAAACGCAUUCAACCUGCCGGAACUGCGGAGUUAUUUGCAGCUCUAAGAGGUCGUCUAUAUGAUAGUAACAAAAAUCUGGUUAUGGCAACAUUAACCACUAUAGGUGGUAUUGCAUCUGCUAUGGGUCUUGCAGUUGAGAAGUCCAGCAAGGGCAUUCUGUCAGAUGUAUUAAAAUGUCUCGGUGACAACAAAAAGCACAUGAGGGAGUGCACUUUGAAUGCUUUAGAUUCAUGGAUUGGAGCUGUUCAACUGGAUAAAAUGGUUCCAUACAUAAUCACUGCCCUGGCUGAUCCAAAGAUGGGUGCUGAUGGGCGUAAAGAUUUAUUUGAUUGGUUGUCUAGGCAUCUUUCAAGUACCAGUGACUCGCCUGAUGCUUUGCACCUACUCAAACCAGCUGCCUCUGCCAUGAUGGAUAAAUCAGCGGAUGUUAGAAAAGCUGCGGAAGCUACUCUUUGUGAUGUCGUGAGAGUUUGCGGCCAAGAUGCAGUGUCAAAGAAUUUAAAAGACUUGCGUGGACCUGCUUUAGCUCUUGUGCUUGAACGGUUGAAACUUCCUGGCAUGAUCCAAGAAGCUGGGGAUUCUGCCAAAAUUGUUCCCACUGCUCUAACAACCAAGAUUAGUUCAAAGAUUGCAAAGCCAGGUCCAAAUGGUCCUGCUGAUCGAGGAUCUAAGAAUGCAAAUAAGACCGUACCUAUGAGGGGUGUUCCUACAAGGACCUCAAAGACGGAUUAUAUUUUUUCUGCUCAAGAUCUAGCAUUGCAAUCACAAGCUCUUUUGAAUGUCAAGGACUCAAGCAAGGAGGAUAGAGAAAGAAUGGUCAUACGUAGAUUUAAAUUUGAGGACCCUAGACCUGAGCAGAUUCAAGAACUCGAGUGUGACAUUAUGAAACAUUUUAGAGAAGACCUUCAUAGACGACUUCUUAGCACUGACUUCAAGAAGCAAGUGGAAGGGCUUGAUUUGUUGCAAAAGGCCCUACCAUCAUGUGUAAAAGAGAUAAUUGAACUUGUUGAUAUACUUUUAAGAUGGUUUGUUUUACGGUUUUGCGAGUCUAACACAACGUGCUUAUUGAAGGUUCUGGAAUUUCUUCCUGAGCUUGUUGAAACUAUGAAGGAUGAGGGCUACAGUCUAACUGAGGCUGAAGCUGCAAUGUUCCUCCCAUGUCUUUUAGAGAAGUCUGGGCAUAACAUUGAGAAGGUGAGAGAGAAAAUGAGGGAACUUUUGAAGCAGAUUGUUUGUGUUUAUUCUGCACCGAAGUUUCUUCCAUACAUUCUUCAAGGGCUGUCAUCAAAAAAUAGCCGGACAAAAAUAGAAUGUGUAGAUCUUGUUGGUUGGUUGAUGGAUCAUAAUGGAGUUGAGAUAAGUGGACAGUUGAAAUCUUUGCAACACGUUGCUGCUUUAACAUCAGAAAGAGAUGGUGAAAUCAGGAAAGCAGCUCUAAAUACAAUGGCUACGGCCUAUAAGACUCUUGGAGAUGAUGUGUGGAAAUAUGUUGGGAAGCUAUCAGACGCUCAAAGGAGCAUGCUAGAUGAUCGAUUUAAGUGGAAGGCUAGAGAGAUGGAAAAGCGAAAGGAAGGAAAGCCUGGUGAAGGUAGAGGAGCAUUAAGACGGUCUGUCAGAGAAAAUGGAUUAGAUGUUGCUGAACAGAGUGGGGAGAUUCCUUUUUAUUCCGCUGCAGCUCCUCUGGUGACAAGUCUGUUUGCUAGUAGGGAGAAUAUUGCUUAUGCUGACUCGCAUAUGGAAAGGCACAUGAUACCUCGGCAAUUGGCUUCAGUUAUUCAACCUGACUGGCGUGAAGCUUUAGAUCUCAUUUUGUUGGGCUCUCCUGAACAGUCAGUUGAAGGCAUGAAAGUUGUGUGCCAUGAAUUGACUCAAGCUGCAAAUGAUCCUGAUAGUAAUUUAAAUGAAGAUCUUGUUAAGGAGAUUGAUAGAUUAGUUUCCUGCUUAGCCACCAUGGUCCCCAGGACUUUUAACUUCAGCUUUUCUGGAGCUUCUUCAAGAUCAUGUAAAUAUGUUUUAAAUACGCUGAUGCAGACUUUCCAGAUCAAACGGCUUGCUCAUGCUGCAAAGGAAAGCACCCUAGACAACCUAAUCACUGAGCUACUUCUUUGGCUUCUAGAUGAAAGAGUUCCUUUGAUGGAUGAAGGCAGUCAGUUGCUUAAAGCACUCAAUGUCCUAAUGCUAAAGAUUUUGGACAAUGCUGAGCGUACAUCAUCGUUUGUCGUGUUGAUAAGGUUGUUGAGACCUUUAGAUCCUUCCAGGUGGCCGUCUCCUGCAUCAACUGAAACCCUUGCCAAUAGAAAUCAAAAGUUUUCCGAUCUAGUUGUUAAGUGUCUUAUCAAAUUAACUAAGGUACUCCAGAGCACGAUAUUUGAUGUUGAUCUUGACCGAGUUCUUCAUAUUAUUCACGUGUAUUUGCAAGAGCUUGGGAUGGAGGAGAUACGAAAGAGGGCUGGAGCUGAUGAUAAACCACUACGAAUGGUUAAAACUGUUCUGCAUGAACUUGUAAAACUCCGUGGAACAGCUAUCAAGGGUCACCUUUCGAUGGUACCCAUAGACUCAGAGCCUCAGCCUAUUAUUCUUGCUUAUAUUGACCUGAAUCUACAGACUCUUGCAGCUGCUAGAAUGCUGACACCAACAGGCCCCAUAGGGCAAACUCAUUGGGGUGACGCUGUUUCAAACAACACUACAGCCACAACACAUUCUACUGAUGCUCAAUUGAAGCAAGAGCUGGCUGCUGUAUUUAAGAAGAUCGGGGACAAACAAACAUGCACCAUUGGCCUUUAUGAACUAUAUCGAAUAACUCAGUUGUACCCUAAGGUUGAUAUAUUUGCUCAGCUCCAGAAUGCAAGUGAGGCUUUUCGAACAUACAUCAGAGAUGGAUUGGCCCAGAUGGAAAAGAAUGCAGCAGCUGGCAGAAUGCCAUCAAGCCUCCCAAUCUCAACUCCACCUCCAUUAUCCAUGAAUGCUUCUUCUCCAAAAUUUGGUGCCGUUUCUCCUGUUCACACCAAAUCAAUCGGUGUAAAACCUGAUAACAACUCCGGCUUGCCAGUGUCAUAUAGUGAGGAUGAUGUUGCUGCUGCAGGAACCACGUUCAAAAGCAAUAGCAAUUUUGGAGAGGAUCGAAUUGAUAGAUUUUCAUCAGCUCCGGCAAUAACGACAGGUACAUUGGAUGCCAUUAGAGAAAGAAUGAAGAGCAUUCAAGCAGCCGCUGCCGCCAGUAAUGCGGAAAUUGGUGUCCGUCCAUUGAUAGCAGUGAAUGGCAACUUGCAGAAUGGAGCUGAAGAAGCAGAUGGAGAACCAGAACCUCUGGCACAGACCACUGUGCUUCCCAUGGAUGAGAAAGCAUUAUCUGGACUUCAGGCUCGGAUGGAAAGACUAAAGAAUGGUGCAUUGGAACCUCUUUAAUGCAUUGAUUUUUAUUUUUAUUUUUUUUCUUGAAAAUUUUUAUGGGGCUUAUAUUCUUGUAUAGCAAACAAACUUGAGGCUUGAUGGAAUCUUUGAUUCACUAAUAUUUUGCGGUUUUUUAGGGUUUAGUGCUACAUAUUCAUGAUCACUUACAGUAUUUUCUUGUCAUGAACAUGUUCUUAUUCUUGAGUAUAUAGGUUCUCUGUAUUUUUUUCUC
Dendrobium catenatum is the source of this 6498-nucleotide messenger RNA. Its product is annotated as protein MOR1. Gene Ontology annotation, cellular component: kinetochore; spindle pole; microtubule plus-end. The record is from RefSeq and is a predicted model, not a curated record. Gene Ontology annotation, biological process: establishment or maintenance of microtubule cytoskeleton polarity; mitotic spindle organization; microtubule polymerization. Gene Ontology annotation, molecular function: microtubule plus-end binding; microtubule plus end polymerase activity. The transcript is spliced from 54 exons. NCBI's taxonomy places the organism in Eukaryota, Viridiplantae, Streptophyta, Magnoliopsida, Asparagales, Orchidaceae. Bases 216 to 6281 code for a protein of 2021 amino acids.